Molecule: messenger RNA, 1178 nt
Organism: Drosophila sulfurigaster albostrigata
Lineage: Eukaryota; Metazoa; Arthropoda; Insecta; Diptera; Drosophilidae
Exons: 2
Coding region: 107-1138 (343 amino acids)
Source: RefSeq, a predicted model, not a curated record
UACUUAACGUGUUGUGAAAGUAGUACAAACUAAACGAAAUUUUUACAAAAUAUUAACUUUUAUUUAAUGAACUGAAGUGCACUCAGAUAUCCAUAAUUACUCGAAAAUGAAACAAAACAACAAAAUAACAAUGCAACAGCAGCGUAACAACAUUAAAUUGCCAACAUUUGACAAGGACGAUAACGAUGCCGAUGGCGAUAGCAAAGUGAGCUUGCGCAAAGGUAUCGAACGUAAGUUGAAAUACCUAUCGGAAUCAAAUCGCUUCACGCCAAGCGCCACACGCGCCAUUCGACGUCGCGGUCAACGCAGCAGUGACGAUGGCGGCAGCAUUGGAGGCGGAUUUAAUCGCGGACGCACGGCGUUGAGGCUUGGCAAGCAUUCGUCCGAGAUGAAGCUAAAAGAGGAGGAGGCAAAACUGCCACGCCUUAAAGUGCCAACCAUACCAAAUUUUGUGCAGUCUCCUCGUCGCAACGGUUUGUCGCCACGCGAUUUUCUCGCCGAGAACGACGAAGACGACGACGAUGAUGAGGAGACAACGUUGCGUGGCGCUCUUCAGGAUGAGUUCGAGAAGCAUCUGGCGAUGGGCGGUCACGGGAUCAAUCGUCGCAAUCGCAGCCACAUGAGCAUCAAGCAUAUGCACAAGCCCACCUACAGCUGCAGCUCGUGUGGCGCUCGUUUCCACAUCAAGUCGCUGCUCGGCGCCCAUCGACGCACUCACGAUGAUGAUUUUAAGGUGCGUUUUCGCGCUCGUCGACCACGCGAUAGCAACACUGCAAUUUCACCGCCACCAGCGAGGGCUACAUCCAAACAGUGUAAAUUCUGUGAUCGCUACUUUGACUUGGAGCGAGCGUUGCACAUACAUCAGUUGUGCCACUGCAAUAAGAUAACACCGCAGCAGCGACGCAAACUUGGCUACACUGAUCUCGCGCACGAAAAGAAGAAUGCGCCGUUGCCAAACUUCCAGCGCAUGCCGCGUGGCUCGCUGCCCGAGCAUACGACACCCGAUCCAAAUAUGCCGUAUGUGGCUUUGGGUCCAGCGGCGCUCAAAAUGAUCGAACAGGAGCAGCAGAUGAAGUCGAAGCGGCGUUCGAUGAAAUAUACGGUUAAGGUAGCGGGACCCAUGGGACGUUGGCGUUGAGACUAUCGAAAGAAAACUCAAAAGAAAAAAAAGAAAAUAA